Molecule: messenger RNA, 2535 nt
Organism: Guyanagaster necrorhizus
Lineage: Eukaryota; Fungi; Basidiomycota; Agaricomycetes; Agaricales; Physalacriaceae
Exons: 2
Coding region: 131-2413 (760 amino acids)
Molecular function (GO): protein binding
Source: RefSeq, a predicted model, not a curated record
AAUUUCCAGUGCUGGACGUCGACGUUCCCGGUGUACAAGUCGAGAUUACUGGCAUCGCUGAAGCAGGAAUACUGUGCUUUUUCGUGCCUUCCGCGCUUGUUUUGACUGGGAUUGCGGCAUGCAGUGACUUAUGUUCCUUUGUCGUCGACAAUUGAGCCGUGUCGUCUUUCACAACCUUCUUUCGUGUACGCGCCAAGUGGCGUGUAGAAAAUACACAAAAAAUGCAGGCAGCCCUGCUGCACAGGCGGUACCUAGCGUGCAAUCUUCGUCUCUCACGCGAUCUUCAUCUUCCCAGUCAGACGAAUAUCCUACGACUUCCUAUCCGAUUAUAUCCCGACAAACGCGUCGAAAACCCAAACACCUCACGCUCGAUGGAUAUUUUCAGAUGCGCACUCAGGAUCUCCAGGCCAUUGCUUUUUUGCCUGUUGAUGCCUACCUGGAUAUCCUCGACGACAGACCACUGUCUCUGAACCAGUACAAGACAAUUGUAUCGGACGUCCUUCAAAUUUACAAGGGCUCAACGGGAGAUCAGAUGGCCGUUAUACGGUCUAUCACGCAAUCGGGUCAUUUUUUCAACCUAUCCCCCGAGGACGUACUGGCGUUGGUACAGAGACUUGACCAGUUGUUUGGCGGUCUGGAAAAGGCGGACCGUGGCCUCUUUGAGCGCCUUCUAGGGAAGCUGCAUCCCUCCCGUACGGUCGCGCACCUGGAGCUGCUUGAUAUGCUACACCCCGUCUUGAUGUAUCACCUUGAAGAACAUCCCCUUCCACCCAAGAAGACAUCUAUACCGUACCGCCCAAGUCAGCUUAUCCGCAAAUCGGGAUUCUACAUUCGGGCUCUUUUGAUUGCAGACAAACGCGACAAGGUGUUGGAGGUGUUCCAGGCGCUAAUGGAGAAGCAAUUUGUUCAACCGAUUCCAGAGCUUUCUGCAUCUCAAGAGUUCGGGGUUAUCGUUCUCUUGACCCUGACGAAGGCAUGGUUUCAUUGGGAUUGGCGAAACGUUGGUAUGCUGCUCCUGCUCGACGGGGUCCGCCAGCCGAAUGCUUUCGAGGCGGCAAUUGCACCUACCACGCACCGCCUCAUCGCAGACUGUGUUCACCAGUGUGUUCAGAAUGCCAGGUACCAUGAACUGGGCCAGUGCCUGGAGCUCCUUUUCCAGCUCCGUUUCAUCUCGCCCCUUCCCGAUAAUAUCAUUCAUGCGUUAUACAUCGCCCUCAAAACGUAUGAAUUUUUUGACCUAGGUUUGAAGCUGUACGGCUUGGUCAACAAAGACUCAGUCAUUGAACAUCAUUCAUAUCCGCCUCCACCGAGUAAAGUUCUAUUAUGGCUACUGCGAUCAAUUGACAACCAAUCGUCGGGGUCCCGACUGGCCCGAAUUCUCGCUGGAGCCGUCGUAAACCAAAAUGUCGACCUGCCCGUGGAGGAUCGCGCUCAUUUUAUUGCGAUACUAGCGAAAAAUGGUUUUGGUAAUCUCGCAAGGACGUUAUGGCUCCGAUACUCCACCGGGCCAGACAAGGCAUUUGUCACCGGCAACGCGACUUGUAUGAUUCGCAUGGUUUCCAUUUUCACACAUCUCCGAAAACGGCUUGAAGCCCCAGAAGGCCGUCAAUUGACGAGAAUUCCAGACCCUGCACUGUCUCGGGAGCGCGACGCUGAAUAUGCGACUUUCGUUGACCAUGUGUUGGCAGAGUGGUCCCUGGUUCAUACGCCUUUGACAGCCGCUAGCCACGAGAAUUUGACAUCGUUCGCACGAGCCAAUUUCAUAGCUGGACGGCAAUCUGAUGUGUUCAGCGUCUAUGAGAUACUUCUCGAACGCAGGGAAAUCCCAGAUCUUUAUGACGUGAAUGUCGUGUUGAGAGCACUGGCGGAGCGACAUCCUCGCGCUGCAGCGAGGAUGAUCGAGAGGAUGAUUGAGAAAGGCUUGCAACCCGAUGGAGUGACUUUUGGCACGGUACUUCACCAAGCCCUCGUACACAAUGACUUGUCGCUUUUCCAGGAUCUCCUCCUCCGACUUGGCGAAAUGCAGGUGGUGCUGACGGAGAAAGCGCUGGUGUCUUUCGUGCGCGCCAAUGCGACGUUCAGCGUCACUGCAGCGCCUGACGUUCAGAGAAAGAAGUUCCUUGGCAUUUUGUCGGUCGUCACGGCCAUGAAACAUACGGGGAUCACGUCGUCGCCGCAUCUAGGCAAGUUUCUCGUGUAUGCGGCGUUGAAAGCGGGAUUGGCGGUAUUUGCCUACAGAUUCUGGAAAGUGCUGUUAUCGGGGUCGGCUCAAUGGGACGACGACGAACAAGGCCAGCUACGAAGUACGUUGAUCUCUAACAUUCGAUCUCGCUGGCGCAAAGGUGCCCUGGCGGAAGGGCGGGCUAGACUCAUGCUGAGGCAUCUCGCGGGUAGGAAUUGUAAUAGGACAUAAUAGAAAAAUUUGAGUAACCAAGAAACGGGGGGGGGAAAAGGUUACGAUGGACAAAAUGGAGCACGUGGAAGUAGGCACGAGCCGCAACUCGGAUCGGAGGCAAUGAAAGUGGUGGUGAUGUG